Molecule: messenger RNA, 3936 nt
Organism: Chelmon rostratus (copperband butterflyfish)
Lineage: Eukaryota; Metazoa; Chordata; Actinopteri; Chaetodontiformes; Chaetodontidae
Gene: slc6a2
Product: solute carrier family 6 member 2
Exons: 15
Coding region: 305-2176 (623 amino acids)
Biological process (GO): sodium ion transmembrane transport; dopamine uptake involved in synaptic transmission
Cellular component (GO): presynaptic membrane; neuron projection; neuronal cell body membrane
Molecular function (GO): norepinephrine:sodium symporter activity; dopamine:sodium symporter activity
Source: RefSeq, a predicted model, not a curated record
CUUCAGAAUGGGCAGUCUUUCCUCAGAUGCAUCUGGACAUCAGCAGCAUCGGGUCAUGGAGAGGUGUCCCUAGCUUUACCAAGUAGGGAGGAAAGCCUUUCAGUUGCAGACCUUUAAAUUGCCUUACCCAUGUGCGCGGAGGUAUCAGCUGUAGUUUCGGCGGAGAGCACUCCCUUCUCCGUUUUUUGUCAGCGGGAUUGCCGUCCUUAUCCAAGCGCACCGACUCAGACCAUCUGCUCCGCCAGAACCCGUAGGGGGCCGUGAGAGCACCGGGCCAGCGUGGGCAUCGUACGCACCAGAGAAGAUGAAUAUCCAGGUUCUGCCAGAACACAAGCUCUCAUCGGUGGCCCCGCUGAAACCGUGCAAUGUGGAGAAAAAAGAGGUAGAACUGAUACUGGUGAAGGACCAGAAUGGUGUCCAGUACACCAGUUCCUCCAUCAUUCCCACCCCUGGCCACCGCGGAGGUCCUCCCGGAUCCGACGACGGCCGAGAAACUUGGGGCAAGAAAAUAGACUUUCUCCUGUCGGUCAUUGGCUUCGCGGUGGACCUGGCAAAUGUUUGGAGAUUUCCUUACUUGUGCUACAAAAAUGGAGGAGGUGCUUUUUUGAUCCCCUACAUUCUUUUCUUGGUCAUCGCGGGGAUGCCAUUGUUCUACAUGGAACUUGCCUUGGGCCAGUACAACAGGGAAGGGGCAGCUACAGUUUGGAAAAUAUGCCCCGUCUUUAAAGGUGUGGGCUACACAGUGAUCAUCAUAGCCCUGUAUGUUGGCUUCUACUACAAUGUCAUCAUUGCCUGGUCCAUCUACUACCUGUUCUCCUCCAUGACCAGCGAGCUGCCCUGGCUCAAAUGUGACAACAGCUGGAACAGUCCAAAUUGCACCGACCCCAAAUCCAUCAACGGAUCUGUCCUCGGCAACGGGACGUCUUACGCCAAGUACAAGAUCACCCCGGCAGCAGAGUACUAUGAACGGGGUGUGUUACAUCUCCAUCAGAGUAGAGGUAUCCAUGACCUGGGCCUGCCUCGCUGGGAGCUGACCUUGUGUCUGGUUGUUGUGGUACUAAUCCUCUACUUCAGUCUGUGGAAAGGUGUCAAGUCCUCUGGGAAGGUGGUGUACAUCACAGCUACCAUGCCCUACGUGGUCCUUUUUGUUUUGCUGAUCCGAGGCAUAACUCUGCCAGGGUCCAUGGACGGCAUCAGGGCCUACCUCCACAUCGACUUCAAGCGGCUCAACAAUCUAGAGGUGUGGAUUGAUGCUGCCACACAGAUAUUCUACUCACUGGGAGCAGGAUUUGGGGUGCUCAUUGCAUUUGCCAGCUAUAACAAAUUUGACAACAACUGCUACAGGGAUGCUCUCCUGACCAGCACUGUGAACUGCGUCACCAGUUUCUUCUCAGGGUUCGCCAUCUUCUCUGUGCUUGGUUACAUGGCUUACAAACAUGGGGUGAGAAUAGAAGAUGUGGCAACAGAGGGGGCAGGAUUGGUGUUUAUCAUCUACCCUGAGGCAAUUUCUACACUGCCUGGCUCAACAUUUUGGGCCAUUGUGUUCUUCAUCAUGUUGCUGACUCUGGGCAUUGACAGUGCGAUGGGUGGCAUGGAGGCAGUCAUCACAGGCCUGACAGAUGACUUUAAGAUCCUCAAGAGAAACAGGAAGCUCUUCACCUUCGCCACGGCCUUUGGAACUUUCCUGAUUGCCCUGCUCUGCAUUACUAAUGGUGGUAUCUACGUCCUGACCCUGCUGGACAAGUAUGCAGCAGGGACUUCUAUACUAUUCGGUGUGUUGAUUGAAGCCAUUGGAGUGUCGUGGUUUUAUGGUGUGGACCGCUUUAGUGAAGAUAUCGAGCGAAUGAUGGGCUUUAAGCCAGGGAUCUACUGGAGGCUGUGCUGGAAAUUCGUCAGUCCGGCUUUUCUGCUGUUUGUGGUGGUAGCUAGUACUUUGACAUCAUCAGGCCUGAAGUAUGAUGAGUACGUCUUCCCUAACUGGUCUAACGUCGUUGGCUGGGGUAUCGCCAUGUCCUCCAUGAUGUUUGUCCCCUUCUACGCCUUGUAUAAAUUCCUCAGUGUGCCAGGAACAUUCAAAGAGAGGAUAGGCUAUUGCAUUACUCCGGAAUAUGAACAUCAUCUGGUGGCUGAAGGAAAUGUGCGGCAGUUCAAACUCAGGCAUUGGUUGGCCAUCUGAUGAUAUACCCAGAAUUCCCUCAUCCAUCCUCACGUCUGGUGUUUGGGGUUCCUGUGUGCCACCAGUGGUCGGACAGACAAGGAGAGCAACGGGCUCCGGCCUCCCUCAGCGGCCUCUGCUCUCUCCUCACUGUGCAUUUAUUAGCCAAGGCCUUUGUUUUCAACAGUAGCUUCUAUUUCAGAAUUAUGCCUUUUAACAUUUCAGUACCACUCUACGGCUCCAGCUCAUAAGGGAGAGACAUCCGGUGGGUAAAAUGUACCUUUAUUCACCCAUAGGCAUCAUUAUGAUUUUUAUACACUAUUUUAAUUAAUCAUGACUUUAGUUAUGAUUUUGUCUAGUUUGGGAUGUGGUUAUUAUCUCCUGGAAGGGACAGAAACUAAAAUUAAAACCAAAACAAUCAUAUCUCCCUGUGUAUUACAAUACAAGGGCCCCAAAUGUUCCCUUUUUUAAACCUACUAUUAUUGUUGCAUUGAUAGUUGAUGUUAUUGCUGUUUUGUUGGCAGAGUUGCUUAUCUGUGUCAGUGCCUUAUCAAGCUAGACUCCAUGUUUCUUACAGUCCGUACAGGAAGAAAAAGAAAACUGUGUUGACUCAGGAACCGACUAAUUUAAACCACAGUUUGUGGAUGGCAGUCUCUCAAUUUGACCCAGUCCUUUGUUAUCGGAGUCAAAGAGCUGGAGGUCAACAGUGCAUCAAGGUCAAGCUUGUUCGCAAAGAGAAAACUGGCCUGAUAUAAUGCUUUUGUGUCAUAUUCUGUUAGAGAAAAGGGAAUAAUGCAUGCACCACCCCAAAGCUUUAAAAGAACUCAAAGACUAAGGCUGGUCAGUGCCUGGUUGCUUACCGAAGGAGAAAAAUUCAGCAAAGCAAAUGGCUGUUAAUAUCUGUCCCAGACAGCUUUGAUUUAUUGUCGUGUGACUUUUACUUUACGCAUUUUGCUGGUUCGCUUCUGAGGGAUAUCUGUGGCUUUUCCCCCAAAGAGACAGCGAGAAAAAGAGCAAGAGAGAGAAAGUGUGUGUUAGUGUGAGUGUGUUUUUGUGUCUGUGUGUGCUAGGAUUUUGUUGCCGACCAGACGGUGUGCUGUUAAUGUACAGUACACGGAGUGACAACUGUCAAAGGCCUCACUGCACUGUAUAUUAACUGGUAUGUUAACUGCAAGAAAACAACUCUAUACUAUAUAUAUACUACAAUAUAUAUAGUAUAGUAUAUAACUAUAUUUUCAUUUAAAACAUAUCUUGUGAUGUUCCACUUUUUCAUCACCAUAGAAGUGCCAAUAUGUUCCUUUAGGAAUAUUUUUGAUUAUCUUAUUCUGUUUCUCUUUUUUAUUUAUUGGAAUGCAGUUGAAUUUUAACCUUGAAUCAUAACAGACCCUUGCUGAAAGGAAUAAAGCCACAAAGGAAAAAAUCAAAUAUAUGUGGAAUAUAUAAGAAGAUAUAAAAAUAUAUAAAUAUAUUCUUUUGUUAUAUCUAAUCUUGUAUUUAUCAAAUUGUUUAUAACAAAACGUGAAUGUAAAGUAUUUUAAACGUAACUGUCCACGGUCAUAAUGGUGUUUGAUGUAAAGCUAAGAUGAACUAUUUAGAGAAAAUAUUCUUCAGUGUAACCCUGGGCUACUUUGUCACAUAUGAAUGUGAAAAAAUACACCCCGGCUUUCCUGGACUAUGUUUACAAAAAUACUGUGUACAAUACCAAUGUCCUGUUGAAUGUUAGUGACAACUAUCUAUGAAGAAGUCUGAAGUAUAUACGCUAUGAUAAUAAAGAAUUUCUU